Messenger RNA from Phascolarctos cinereus (koala), 2627 nucleotides. RefSeq names its product APC membrane recruitment protein 2 (gene AMER2). The record is from RefSeq and is a predicted model, not a curated record. Gene Ontology annotation, biological process: regulation of canonical Wnt signaling pathway. Gene Ontology annotation, molecular function: phosphatidylinositol-4,5-bisphosphate binding; beta-catenin binding. NCBI's taxonomy places the organism in Eukaryota, Metazoa, Chordata, Mammalia, Diprotodontia, Phascolarctidae. Gene Ontology annotation, cellular component: plasma membrane.
UCAGGUUGAUUUAGAAUAUGGAUGACAGUGGCCUGGCUCCAGCCCAUGACUGACGAAAGCUGCUUAUCCCUCUUGGUUACCAUGGAGAUGAGCAGUAGCAGCAGCAGCAGCAGCAGGAGCAGGAGCAUAGAGGCUGUCAGGGAGAGAAUCAGCAAUCAGGCAUCUGUGGGGGUCUGCAGGAGGAAGGAGGAGGCAGAAUCGGGGACACACACAGCAGACAUGGACUUGCAUUGUGACUGUGCCGCCGAAACUCCUGCAGCAGAGCAGCCCUCCGGGAAGAUUAAUAAAACCGCUUUCAAAUUAUUUAAGAAGAGGAAAUCGGGUGGCACCAUGCCCAGUAUAUUUGGGGUAAAAAACAAAGGGGAUGGGAAAAGCUCGAGUAAAACGGGGAUGGUGAGAAGCAAGACUCAUGAUGGAUUAGCCGAGGUGUUGAUGCUGGAAAGCAGCAAGAAGGAGGAACCGAGCAGCGGCGGGGGCAGUGCUGGUGGUGGCGGCGGGGACCAGCUGAACACGGAUACCCACCCCAGAGCUGUGGUGACCAGUGUGAGUUCUUUAGCCAACAGCUCCGUGGCCAAGUCGCACAGUUUUUUCUCGCUGUUAAGAAAGAACGGGAGAUCGGAGAAUGGCAAAGGAGAACAUACAGAUCAAAACAAGGCUGGCAGCAAACAAAAGAAAGGGCUGAAAGGGAUCUUUAGCAGUAUGCGCUGGCAUAAGAAGGAUAAACACGGAAAGGAAGAGGAAAAGGAGGAACCCUCAGAAAUCCAGUCCAGCCUCAUUCUGCCUGGCUCGUUAACAGCCAGCUUGGAGUGUAUCAAGGAGGAAAUUCCCAAACCUUUGUGUGAACCUGAAAAGUCCAGCAAGGAAAUUAGAAAAGAGCCAUCCUGUGAGUUCCGCGGGGGAGAAGAGGUGAACGCAUCAGUGGACAAGCCUAACGUGAGGAAUUCUGGGGAGUCACUUAGCCCGGUGUUGCAUAACAACAAAAACACACCGGGAGAGGAUGCCGCUGGGUAUCGGCAUGAGGAGAGGCACCGAGAGUCGCGGGAACCGGGAACUGGGGACAGCCGGACAGCCCAGGAUGCAGCUAGAACAGGCUGUGGAGAUAUUAUUGCGGACCAGGAGGAUGAAGCAGGUGCCAGCUGCGACAAGAAUGCCUCUGGGACAGGCAAGCCAGCUCCCUCCAAAAAGAACCCCAACUUGGUGGCCUACCAGGGAGGAGGGGAGGAGAUGGCCAGCCCAGACGAAGUGGACGACACCUACCUCCAGGAAUUUUGGGACAUGUUAUCCCAGACAGAAGAUCAAGAAGCACAAGAGCCCCAGGGUAUCACAGCCAAGGCAGCAGCAGCAGCCGCAGCCGCCGCCGCCGCCAAGGAAACCAAGGUAGCGCCUGAAUCCUCCAAAGACGGCAGGGGUAAGGAAGGAGCUAGGGAUGGCUCCUUGGUCAAAAGGAGUAGGAUCCACAGGAUUCCCAUUGAGCUGCAUCAGAAGGAGGAUUCCAAGCACCGAGAAAAGGAGCAGCAGGAAGGUGUCCCCAACAGUGAUGAGGGUUACUGGGAUUCUACAACUCCUGGCCCGGAGGAAGACAGCACAAGCAGUAUCCGGAAAGAAGGCAUCCCCAGGGACAGCUACAGUGGGGAUGCUCUGUAUGAUCUCUACACAGAUCCAGAUGAAAAUCCAGUAGGUCUACCCUCUGAUGAAGAAGUGACCUGCUUGUCCCGCUCAAAGCCGGUGUCUCCAGUGACCAUAACCUGUCCCCUGAAAACACCCAGCAGUUUGAUCAAGGACUCCAAGAUCCCCAUCAGCAUCAAACACCUAGCAUCCCUCCCUGCCAGCCAUCCUGUGGUGCACCAUCACCCGACCAAGAGUGAGAUCCCCAGAACAAAAAUCCCUGUUUCCAAAGUGCUGGUCCGGAGGGUCAGCAACAGGGGGUUAGCUGGGACCACGAUCAGAGCAGCAGCCUGCCAUGAAGGUGCCAAAAAGUUGUAAGGCCUUGAAGGCCAAGAGAGACCACAUCAUAGGAAUGGCAAUUUCAUUGGAAACCAUUAAGGAAAAAGUUUUGCUUCAUUUAAGGAAAAUCUUCUAGGACAGCCCCCUCUACAUAGCCUGGGCUGGAAUUAUUUAUGUUUUUUGGAAAAGGGGUACAGCUUAUGUGAGAGGGGGGUGCUACCCUUCAGUUUCCCCUCUCAAGAUAUCACUGAAGAUUCUUUUCAAGCACUUUUUUUCUUCCUUUUUUAUCUUUGUAUCAUGUUUUGGGAAGCACUAAACACUUGGAUGGAGAUUAUGUUUUCUUGCCUUUGCGGAACAGAACAUUAGCAAACUCUAACAAGCAUCUAGUUGUGAUGCUAACUUGUGCCAAGAGUUGUCCAGAAUGUCCAGGGUACAGCUCAAAGUGAAAAAGAGAGGCUCUCACCAGUAUACUUUUCUCUCUUUUUUUCCCCCUGGGUAGGGGAAAUUAUUCUCUGCUGUUACUACUGUGUGUGGGAAAACCACAAAGCUGAACGAGCCAGGUACUUACCCAAUGAAAAAAGAGAACCAAUGAUUGGCCACAGACAUUACUUGAUUUUUGGUUGCUAGCUAUGAAAAGAGAUGGCUUUCUACUACCAGGAGGAAGAGUGUGUAUAUAUAUGUAU